AUGGCACCUGCAUUCAAGAAAAAGCCCAAGAGAACCUUAGCCGACUCGCCUAAUAAGAAACCCGAGUCUCAGCCUCAAUCGAAAAAGCAGAAGCGAUCGCCGGCUGUGAAAAAGGUCACCGAGAUUGAAGACGAUGAAGAGGAUCUCAUUGAAGCCGCGGAGACUGGAAAGUACGACGAUGAUGCCUUUGACAGCGAAGAAAAUGACGAUUGGGAAGAGCAGUCAGGCGAUGAGGAUGAGGAAGAAGCCUUUGAGGAAGACGAACUAAUGAUUGACGAAUUACUUGCCGAAGUUGGUGUAAAGUAUGAGAAGCACAAGGCUCUGGAAAGAGCUCUUCAUCAUAUUAAGGCUAUAUUCGAUAGCUUACCUGAGGGUAAAGAGAUGUUGUUGAAUGCCUUCAAAGAGAAUAUGUCCAAGAAACAUAAUAUUGAAACACCCUUUCCCAACCCCCAACCUGCCCCCGACGCAAACUACAAGUUCAAAUUUGAAAAGCCUGCAGCAAUCCAUUUGAUCGGAGGAUACGCAUUAAAAUCAGUCGCUAAAUUGAAAGAGCCUUUUAAUGUCGAUGUAGCUGUGGAAAUGCCAGCUAGUGUUUUCCAAGAAAAGGAUCAUAUGAACAACCGUUAUUUCUACAAACGUGCAUGCUAUUUAGCUGUACUUGCUAAUGCUAUCAAGGACUCCAAAAAAGGUUUCCAGGUUGAAUUUAGCUCAUUCAAUGGAGAUAUGCGCAAGCCUAUUUUGCUUGUGAAGGCAUCUGGUGAUAAGUCAGAGGUGGAUUUCUCAAAGACAAAAUGUAUUAUUCGCAUUAUGCCCAGUUUACCCGAAAACACCUUCCCUGUAAACCGUCUUGCACCUGGAAGAAACAACGUACGCUCAGGAGAAGAAGUCAACGUCGAAAUGUUGAAGCCUACUCCUCACUACAAUGCCUCUCUUUUGAUGGAUACUUCUCUCACCGCUAACUUGGCAUUCCUUUACCAACACAGCAAAGCAUGUGGUGCCUUCAGAGAUGCUAUUGUAUUGGCCAAAACAUGGCUGCACCAACGUGGUCUUGUAUCAACUGAUGAUAUCCACUCUGGUUUCAAUGCUUUCUUGUUCUCUAUGCUUACAGGCUACCUCUUGCAAGGUGGAAAGACCGGCGGUGGAAAGAAACUGGCUAAUGGUCACAGUUCCUACCAAUUGGUUAGAGGAACUAUUGAUUUCAUUGCCACUCACAAUUUUGAAGAGGAUCCCGUCUUCAUUGGAACUUCUGAUAGUUCAGAGUUUUCCGCCGAAGCCUUCAAAAGCAACUAUGAUGUUGUUAUUGUAGAUCCUUCUGGUACUGUCAACUUGGCUGCCAAGAUGACCUUAUCUACUUUGGCUCAGCUCCAACACGAGGCCAAAAUAGCAAUGUCAUAUUUCAAUGAUACCACCGAUAGAUUCGAGGCUUUGUUCUUGAAGAAUGUCAAGGACAUCAAAUAUAGAUUCGAUAACUUGCUCAGAAUCAAUGCUUCUGGUACUCCAGUCAGACAGUAUGACCGUGCUGCAAAGGCAGACUAUGCUAGCCAUCUUGAGUUCUUUGCCAAGUCAGCCGGAAACAUUCUCAAAAAAGGACUUACCAACCGUACUGAUCUUAUUUCCGUUCAAUACUCUGCUCCCUCAACAUGGGCCAUUGAUUCUGCUGCACCUGAUCUAGAUGAAAAUGCCGUCAUUACCAUCGGCCUUGUUCUUAACUCUGACAAUGCUCCUCGUCUUGUUGACCAAGGUCCUGACCCACAGCAAACUGAGGCAGCUCAACUCUUCAGAGAAUUCUGGGGAAAGAAAUCAGAGCUCCGUCGUUUCAAAGAUGGCAGCAUUGUUGAGAGUGUCGUCUGGCAAACACAAGGGUACGAAAACAAAAGUUUGAUUGUCCAGAAAAUUGUACUUUACCUGCUCAAAUUCCAUCUCGGUAUUUCUGCUGAGCGUACCCACUACUGGGCUGGUCAGCUUUACCCUUACAUAAACUACUCCAAGGCUGUUCCCGAAAAUCUGUUUAGUCCUGAGCUCAGCUUAAAUGAUUUCCAGCCUUUGAUGGCUGCAUUUGGCCAGUUCUCAAAGAAAUUGCGCAGUGUUGAUAGUGCCUUACCUCUUGUUAUCAGCAACAUUUACCCUUCCUCUGCUAGUUUGCGCCAAACUACCGUUAAUCUCCCCCACCCUGCAGACUUUAGCAACAUCUCCGCUUACCCUACCACUACACGAUACUUUGAUGCUAUUGAUGUCAUUGUCCAGCUUGAGCGUUCAAACAAGUGGCCCGAUGACCUUGAGGCAAUGCAGAGCGUUAAGCAAGCCUUUUAUCUCAAGAUUGCAGAACAACUUAAGGAGGUUUCCGGUAUUUCUUCUGUACCUGUACAAGAUGUUCGUGAGACCAACCCAUUGGCCAGCUGUGUGUAUCUCGAUGUCUACUACUUUGGAUUUGUGUUCCGUUGCCGCCUUCACUUGGAACAGGAAGGAGAGCUCCUCAAGUCUAUUGUUACUAGCAAGCGUGAGACUAAAGCCAAGAAGGCUUUAGCCAAGGAAGCCCUCGAGUCUUAUGAAAUGCAAUUUGUCCAUCGCCGUGCACACACUUAUGCUAUGCAGGCACUCUGUGGUCGCUUCACUGCAUUUUCGGCAACUGUCCGUCUUAUUAAGAGAUGGUUUGGCUCUCAUUUGCUUUCUUCUCAUGCGUCAGAAGAGUUUAUUGAAUUGGUCUGUGCCUACGCCUUCUUGGAGUCUCAGCCAUGGGCUCCUGCUACAAGCGCAAUGUCCGGAUUCUUUCGUGUAUUAGGCUUGUUGGCAUCAUGGGACUGGCAGCGCAUGCCUUUGAUCGUGGAUCUUAGUGGUGACAUGACAUCAAAUGUGCGUGAUUCUAUCUCAGAAAAGUUCAAUAUGUUGCGUAAUAAGAACCCCCAAAUUACACAAGGUGCCAUGGUAGUGGCCACUAACAACGACCUUGAUGGUCUGCGGUGGUCUUCUCAAAAGCCUUCCAAGGUUGUUGCUGCACGUAUUCAGACAUUGGCCAAGGCCUCUUGUGAUGUACUCGACCAAGCAAUUUCAUCUGGAGAAGAGAAUGAUAUCAAGCGUAUCUUUGUUACUCCUAUGGAUGCAUACAGUAAUAUUAUCCAGCUCAACACAGAGCGAUGCACCCGUUAUUUCCAAUCUCUCCACCCUCAACACAAGUUCAUGUCCACCACAAAAGCUGCUGGAUCAGAAAUGGGUGAUGUUGUUUACGCAGAUUUUGACCCUGUUACAGAAUACGUAAAUGAGAUCGAGAAAACUUAUGGAAACACAGUGCUUGUAUUCUAUAACAAAUACGGUGGUGAUAAGAUUGCCUUGGUAUGGGAUCCUAUCACUGCGACCCCCAAACAGUGGAAGGUCCGAGUUGAAUAUAACAGUGUGCCUGUAGAUAUGACAAAGCGCGGUGUAUUGAAACCUGCCAAGGACUGUAAAGAAGUAUCCAAAUUGGCCGCACCAAACUUUGAUGCCAUUCUGUGCGAGAUCAAGAGGCUUGGAGAAGGACUUAUUUAG
This is a messenger RNA of Phycomyces blakesleeanus NRRL 1555(-), 3519 nucleotides long. RefSeq lists its product as hypothetical. The coding region runs from base 1 to 3519 and encodes 1172 amino acids. Gene Ontology annotation, cellular component: UTP-C complex; CURI complex; small-subunit processome. The transcript has 12 exons. Gene Ontology annotation, biological process: tRNA export from nucleus; rRNA processing. NCBI's taxonomy places the organism in Eukaryota, Fungi, Mucoromycota, Mucoromycetes, Mucorales, Phycomycetaceae. The record is from RefSeq and is a predicted model, not a curated record.